GUUAAAAGUUACUUCCGAACCCAUCGCAGCAGGAGAAACGGCCACGGAUAUGCAAGUUUUGUUGUUUUUUUCUUUUUCGCCCGGCCGACUGCGGAACCUCAUCGCUGUCGAUAUUUUAAAACGACGGCUUUCGCUGCAUCCCCACCAUCGUUUACCCCAUCGCGGUUGCUGGCCAGCUACCGAGAGAGCACUUGACGACGACACGAGCCAGAAUGGACCGCGAUAGCACUCAAGUGGACUUGGUCGGUUCCGACCAAGUUGGUUUCGACCAAGAGAAAGCCGUUCCCCGGCCUUCGGGGGAGAUUGCUGCACAGCAGGGUGUGAAAGCCCUCGAUGCGGCUUACAAGCUGUUAACAAGAACAGAAUUCGCUAUCAUUUAUGUCGGAAUCUUUCUUGUGAUCUUUGUCUACUCGUUGGACAUCAAUACCUACGGCACGCUUCUUCCCUUCAUCACGUCGUCGUUCCAACAGCACUCUGGCCUCAGUCUGCUAAUGGCCGUGUCCGGCGUUGUAAAUAGUGUUUGCAAGAUGCCACUCGCAAAACUAGCUGAUGUUUUUGGCCGGGCAGAGACAUUUGCCUUUGCCGUGCUAUGCUACAUUGUUGGUUUGAUCAUCAUGUGCGCUGUGGAUACAUUUGGCCAGUUUGCUGCCGCGACAGUUUUGUACACAAUCGGUACUUCUGGCGUGUAUACCCUGCUGCAGAUUGUCAUCGCCGACACAUCUUCCCUUGCCAACCGAGGUUUUUUUUCGAGUUUGAUCGAUCUUCCAUUUAUCUUGAAUAUUUGGAUCGGUCCACCAAUUGCAAGGCAUUUUCUUGAAAAGCAAGUCGACGGGAAAUCCCAAUGGCGCUGGGCUUUUGGAAUGAUCAUCAUCUUGCUCUUCUGCUGUGCCCAACCCAUCUUCAUUGGUCUCAAGUGGCUUGAAAGGAAGGCCUCCCGAAAUGGCCUGGUGGUGAAGAAGAAGAAUGAAUAUCUCACGUGGCAGUUUUGGAAGAAUCUGGUUUUGGAUGUGGACCUUCUCGGUCUUCUGCUGUUUGGCGGAAGUCUCUUUCUCAUCAUUUUCCCCACAAACUGGUACCGGAAUUACCCAAAGGAAUGGAAAGAUGGCCGCAUCAUCGCCAUGCUUGUCAUGGGCGGCGUUGGCUUUGUCAUAUUCUUCCUUCAGCAACAGUUUCUCUCCCGCGCCCCCAUCUUCCCUGCCCGUUUCCUAAAGGACCGUACUGUCAUCGGUGGCCUUCUUACCGGCUGUCUGAUCUUUGUGUCCUACUACAUCUACAGCAGUUUCCUUACCUCAUACAUUUACGUUUCUCGUGACCUCACAGUCGAUCAAUCUCAAUGGAUCUUCACCUCUUGGAACGUUGGAUCUGUGCUCAGCAGUAUCCUUAUCGGACUCGCUAUGAAACGCACUCGCAGUUUCAAACUGUGGGCUUUGAUUGGACUCGCCAUCAACAUCAUUGGAAGCGGUGUCAUGAUUAAUGUAAAGGGACCUGAAAACCCAUUGGCCGAAAUGAUCUCUGCCCAAACAGUUAUUGGGAUUGGUCAAGGGAUCACAACAUGUGCAACCCAAGUUGGAGUGCAAGCUGCCGUAGCACAUCAAGAUCUCGGAACAAUGACUGCCGUGUAUCUAACAGUCACGUCCGUCGGCUUCUCGGUCGGAGCGUCUAUAGCAGGCGCAAUCUGGAAGGAACUUCUUCACGAUCAACUUGUCGAAGCGCUUCCCGAGCUCCCUGAGGCCAACAUUACAGCCUUCGUGGGUGACCACACCAAAGUCAGACUAUGGUUGGAGGGUGAUCAACUGUCGCGAGCGCGCCACGCAUAUACCUACACGAGCAAAACUCUAAACAUCAUCGCGUGCUGCUUGUUGGUUCCAAUAUUUGGUACCAUUGGUAUGAUGCGGAACAUCACGCUGACAGACGAUGUUACGACUAAAGAAGCCGAAGAGGCUGCGAUUGCCGAAGGAAGCGUCGGCACAAGUGCCGACCACGGCAGAUAAUCCUUUUGAUUUUCACGACGAUAACCAUAUAUAUGCAUAACUCAUUGUGAAUAAUUUAUUAGAUCUUGUAUGUAUGGAUUUAUAAAGUAGCUUUUGUAGCCCCCAA
This is a messenger RNA of Spizellomyces punctatus DAOM BR117, 2097 nucleotides long. RefSeq lists its product as uncharacterized. Gene Ontology annotation, biological process: transmembrane transport. The transcript is spliced from 6 exons. Bases 213 to 1991 code for a protein of 592 amino acids. The record is from RefSeq and is a predicted model, not a curated record. Gene Ontology annotation, molecular function: transmembrane transporter activity. Lineage: Eukaryota; Fungi; Chytridiomycota; Chytridiomycetes; Spizellomycetales; Spizellomycetaceae.